This is a messenger RNA of Lachancea lanzarotensis, 705 nucleotides long. RefSeq names its product LALA0S06e00232g1_1 (gene GTT1). The record is from RefSeq and is a predicted model, not a curated record. NCBI's taxonomy places the organism in Eukaryota, Fungi, Ascomycota, Saccharomycetes, Saccharomycetales, Saccharomycetaceae. The coding region runs from base 1 to 705 and encodes 234 amino acids. The transcript has a single exon.
AUGUCACUUCCUAUAAUCAGAGUUCAUUGGUUGAACGAAUCUAGAGCCUUCAGAGUAUUGUGGCUCUUAGAUCAUCUGAACUUGGCCUACGAAAUCAUCCCAUACAAGAGAGAUGAGGGUUUCCGGGCUCCUGAUGAGCUAAGGAAGGUACACCCACUGGGGAGAGCACCUAUAAUUACCAUUGAAGAUAAGACCACCAACAAGAUUAAGACUCUUGCUGAAUCAGGGUUCAUUUUUCACCACAUUUUGCAGAACUUCGACAAGUCCAACAUAUUGAAUAAUCCCAAUCCUGAUGCAAACGAUCAGAUCGAGUACUACCUUUACUAUUCCGAAGGCUCCUUGCAACCUCCGCUCAUGAUCGAGUUUCUUCUAUCCAUGGUAAACAAGGCGCCUAUCCCGUUCCCAAUCUCGUGGGUGGCCAGAAAAGUGGCUGGUACGAUAAGCGAGAAAUACUCGCGCGGUGAAACCAAAAACCAACUAGACUUUGUCGACAGUGAAAUAUCCAAAAACAACGGCUACCUUGUGGAUGGCAGGUUCAGCGGAGCAGAUAUUAUGCUGUCUUUCCCAUUAGAAAUGGCGUUCCAGCGUGGGUUUGCUAACGCAGAUCAAUACCCUAAUAUCGACAAGUGGUUGAAAAAGAUUAAGACGGAAAAAUCUUAUUCAGUUGCCAAACAGAAGGCUGUUGACCACGGCGGUAAAUUUUAG